GAUGGAUUUCCAGAGAUCCCCAUCGCUCUUUCGCUUCUCUUCCUUCAUCGUCUUCUUACUUUUACUCACUUUCAAGCCUAGUCAGGCCUCCAAUGCCAGCCAUAGUCUCAGCCGCGAAGACUUCCCAGAGGGAUUCGUGUUUGGGACAGCAAGGAGGAAGAGGACCCAGCAUUUGGGACGCAUUCGUCUGAAUUCCAAAUACAAUCGCUGGCAACGCUACUGCUGAUGUUACAGUUGAUGAGUACCAUCAUUAUAAGGAAGAUGUUGAUAUCAUGAAAGAUUUCAAUUUUGAUGCGUAUCGAUUCUCAAUUUCGUGGAGUAGAAUAUUUCCAAAUGGAACGGGUAAAGUCAAUUGGGAAGGUGUAGAUUAUUAUGAUAGGCUAAUUGAUUAUUUGAUACAACAAGGCAUUACUCCAUAUGUAAAUCUUUAUCACUACGAUCUUCCUUUGGCUCUUAAUGAGGAGUACUUGGGUUGGUUAAGCCCGAAGAUAGUGGAUGCAUUUGCGGACUAUGCUGAUUUUUGUUUUGAGAGAUUUGGUGACAGAGUCAAGAAUUGGUUCACCUUUAACGAGCCUAGGUGUAUAGCGGCUCUUGGGUAUGAUGAUGGUCUUCAUGCCCCAGGGAGAUGUACUGGUUGUGAAGCUGGGGGAAAUUCUACCAUUGAGCCUUAUAUUGCGGCACAUAAUCUUAUCCUAUCUCAUGCAGCUGCAGUGAAAAGAUAUCGUGAAAAAUAUCAAAAAGAACAAAAAGGCAUGAUUGGAAUCCUUUUGGAUUUUGUAUGGUAUGAACCUUAUACGUACUCAGUGCAAGACAAAGCCGCAGCUCAAAGAGCUAGGGAUUUCCACAUUGGAUGGUUCCUUCACCCUCUAACAUUUGGGCACUAUCCAGAAUCAAUGCAAACUAUUGUCAAAGAAAGACUCCCUAAAUUCACUGAAGAACAAGCGAAAAUGGUGAAUUAUGUUAUGAUUAUGUUUCAGAAGGCUGAUAUAUAUAAUGUGGACAGGUAGAGAAACAUGCGUGUUAACUCUAUAUUCCGCACUAAAAGAUUGA
Molecule: messenger RNA, 1050 nt
Organism: Zingiber officinale
Lineage: Eukaryota; Viridiplantae; Streptophyta; Magnoliopsida; Zingiberales; Zingiberaceae
Product: beta-glucosidase 26-like
Exons: 8
Coding region: 273-1007 (244 amino acids)
Biological process (GO): carbohydrate metabolic process
Molecular function (GO): beta-glucosidase activity
Source: RefSeq, a predicted model, not a curated record